CCGGACGGAAAAGCCGCGGCUCUUUUGCCUAACAAAUACUAUGUCGACCUCAAUGUUUCGCCCAUUGGGUCGCUGGUUGACGACCAGACCAGGAAAUAUCCGAAAUCUAGCUACGGGAGGACCGUCACUUCCGCGUCGUCCUCCUCCAAGUUCCUCAGGUUCUUCUGCUCCACCACCACCAAAUGCGAAAAUUCUUGCCUUUGCCCGGUAUUCGCCGUGGUCCAGCUCGUUCCCGGGGAGUUGGAGAACCCGGGCAUUACUUCAGUCGGCAUUCUACGCAGUGGGCAUAGUACUCGCGACAAAUUACGUCGAUUCCGUGUGGUUUCCAGCAGGAGCGGAAACGGGCUACGCGUCACCCAGAGAGAUCAAAGUCGCCAUUGAAAAGUUGAAGCAGGCUUUCCCAGAGGAAGACCGUGUCUCGACGGAUUCGAACGUGUUGACUGAGCAUGGUUCAUCGGAUAACUCCUACCAUCCUGCUUCACCACAUGCUGUCGUCGUGCGAGCAUUGAGUACAGAAGACGUUGUUACGAUUGUAAAAAUCGCAACAGAAUGUAGAAUGCCGAUGGUAGUAUACUCUGGAGCGACCAGUCUAGAAGGUCACUAUUCUGGGGUAUCUCCAGGGAGCAUCUGCAUCGACAUGUCGGCCAUGGACAAGAUUCUCGAAAUACAUGAGGCCGAUUCUGACCUGAUCUGCCAAGCUGGAGCUCAAUGGGAAGAUAUCAAUCAGACACUCAAAGACAAAGGCAUUCCGUUAUUUUUUCCUCUUGAUCCUGGUCCCGGAGCAACGAUCGGCGGAAUGGUUGGGACUGGAUGUAGUGGGACCAACGCCGUAAGAUACGGUACCGCCAAGGCUGAAUGGUUCUUGAAUUUAACAGUAGUACUCCCUAACGGAGAAGUCAUCAAAACCCGCAGACGAGCGCGAAAAUCCUCUGCAGGUUUUGAUACUACGAAAUUAUUCAUUGGGGCGGAAGGGACACUAGGUAUUGUCACCGAAGCAACCCUCCGUCUGGCUCCCCGUCUACCAACAAAAGUAGCUAUGGCACAGUUUGGCAAUGUUGAGCAGGCAGUCAAUGCUGUUCAAGAUAUUCUAAACAGUCCAUACGGAUCUCAUAUACAAUGUGUCGAACUGCUUGACGAUCGCAUGAUGGACGCUAUCAAUACCGCUGGCGUCAGUACUAAACUUCUACCCGUUCGCGAUACGCUCUUCUUCAAACUCCAAGGCGACGACCCCGCGAUCAAGCUAACUGCUAAAACUGUCCAAGCAAUUGUCAAGAAACACGGCAGCGACCGGUUCGAGUUUGCCAGUACUGAUCAAGAAGCAGAGGAUUUGUGGCAAAAUCGGAAAUACGCUCUUACGUCGACAAUGGGUGCACAUCCUGGGACUAGAUGUUGGACCACCGAUGUCUGUGUACCGGUCUCGAAGCUUCCUGAGCUUGUAUACGAAACGAAAAAGGAUCUUGCUGAAGCUGGGUUACGAAGUACCAUAGUCGGCCAUGUAGGGGACGGCAACUUCCAUGCCUUAAUUUUAUUCGAAAACGACGACGAACUUCCGAAAGUGACUGAUGCUGUGCAUAGAUUGGUGCAUCGAGCAUUGGACCUCGACGGGACUUGUACCGGAGAGCAUGGUGUUGGUAUAGGGAAGAAGCAGUACCUUUCAGAGGAAUUGGGUGAGGGGACGGUCGAGUUGAUGAGAUCGAUAAAGAACGCAGUGGAUCCUCUGAAUCUUUUGAAUCCGGGGAAGCUCUAUCCUGACAAGAGCAAAUCCCGCACUCAGUAAGGAAAUCUUUCAAUGUCGUAUUGAACAUCUUUAGUGUUUGUCCUCUGAAUUCCGUUCAUUGUCAAAUGUACUAUUCUAUGUCUUCAGUUGAACGGAAAAGGCUUUGUUCUGAGAGACUAGCCUAGCUCCAUUCAAGCUGAAGCAUAUUGCAACAAUGAUGAUGAUUCUUCUAAAUCAUGACCUUGGCUAUGUACAUAUCAUUUC
Lentinula edodes (shiitake mushroom) is the source of this 1981-nucleotide messenger RNA. RefSeq names its product D-lactate dehydrogenase cytochrome oxidoreductase. Gene Ontology annotation, cellular component: mitochondrion. The transcript has 16 exons. NCBI's taxonomy places the organism in Eukaryota, Fungi, Basidiomycota, Agaricomycetes, Agaricales, Omphalotaceae. Gene Ontology annotation, molecular function: D-lactate dehydrogenase (cytochrome) activity; D-lactate dehydrogenase (NAD+) activity; FAD binding. Bases 41 to 1777 code for a protein of 578 amino acids. Gene Ontology annotation, biological process: lactate catabolic process. The record is from RefSeq and is a predicted model, not a curated record.